UUCGUCACGUCCUACGUAAAAUUAAUAUUUUUGGGAACUGAAUGUGUCAUAAGGUUUUUAAAAAAAAAUUCUCUGUUCGCCAAAAACAGUGCAAAAAAUUACACAAGUGAAACAUUAACCAAAUAGGCUAAAUUUUCGUAGAUGCUAAAGCCAUCCAGGCGACCAUUAGCCACAAGACAAGGUCGACCACAAAAUCGCCAAGGAAUAUCAUCUAGUAACACCUCGAUGGGACUGGACUUCGCGUUGGAUGGAAAGAACGGAGAUCAGGCAGAGGAAAAGAGUAGCUAUGCCAGCCUCUCCAGGCAGAAUUCCAAGGUACAGGAUACAGGAAGUGCCAGCAGUUUGGGCUUCGGGGAGCACUGUAGUCCCAGCAUAUCGAAGUUGCCCAAGAACAGCAGGGAAGGCAAGGAGGUCAAUUUGAUCAUGAGUGAUGGAGAACCGGAGGAUUACCGAAAGGCUCAGGUCUCGAAGAGGAAGUUGCCGAACUCGGAAGCCAUUGGCAGCAAACUGAAGGAGGAGCUCAGCAAGUACAAGCAGGAGCUCAAGGACUACAACGAAAGCACCAAGGAUCUGGAGGAGAAGUACAUGAAAAUCAACAACGAGCUGUGCGAAAUGCAGCAGAAGCACAAACAGUUCGUGUCCAGCCGGAAGCAAGCCUCGCAAAUGGAUUUGGGAAGUGAGGCCGAUCCAGAUGGUUUCUAUAGCUCUGCCAGUAGUGCCACCUCGCAAAUGACCAUCCGCCGGAAGAGUCCCCAAAUCCUGCGCAGCAAUACCAGUUUCAUGACAGUUCUAUCUGUGCACAGUUCCUGUGACGAAAUCGAUACGAAGAAAUAUGCAUCCGAAAGGAAGCACCAUCAACACAAAGGCGAUCCUCCAUCACAGAUAAACAGCGUUUUUGACAGCCGUAUUGUGGAAACACUUGCGAACCGGCACGUGAAGCGAAGGAAAAGUGCCUUUGAGCAGGACGACCGCGAGAGGGAGCCCGCUUCCUUCAAGGACGUCUACAAUGUGCUGAAGGACGUGAUCAACACCACACAGGACCACAAGUACAAGCACGAACGGGAUCGGGGAAUCAGAGAAAGAGACAGGGACAGGGAAUCUGGAGAGCUAGGCCAGCUCCUGACCACCAUCAAGGGCCUGAAGAGCGAGCAAGUCCAGUUUCGUACGCUCAUUCGGCAGCAGCAGGAGCGGAUUGCCGACUACCACACGCGGUGUGUGAAGGCCCAGGACAUCAUGAGCACCCAGAAGCAGGAGAUCGAGAAGCUGCACGUGAAUAACAAGCAGCUGGAGUCGAGCAUUUACCACGACAUAGACAGUCUGCGAUCGAAGAUAGACACCAAACUGAAGAGCGUCUCCCAUUUGCCAAAGAUGAUGCGGGACGAGCACUCCAAGUACGAGACGGUAAUGCGGGAAAAUUGUCUGCUGGCGGAUAAACUCCAUGCCCUCCAACAGGAAGCCAUGCAGCUGAAGGUCAAGAUCGAUGAACUGGGCCGCCGAAAGCUGGUCACCAUCAACAGGCUGAAGGCGGCCGAACGGGAUCUGAAGAUCUUCAAGAACUACAACUCGGCCUUGAAGACCGAGAAGCGCAAACUGACCCAGGAGCUGUCCUCCAUGAAGGAUCAGCUGGAGCAGCUGCAGACGAGCAGUAAGCGACAACUUUGCCGCCAUCGCGAGCAGAGCGAAAAGCAGCGCAGAGAUCUGCAGAAGAAGAUCUACGACCUCGAACUGAAGCUGAGUAGGAGCCAAAACUCCACGUCCAGUUUGAUCCAGGAACGGGAUAGUCUGAUAGCUGAGCUGCAGACGCAGCUCCACACCCUGGUCCACAACUUCGAGGUCUCGCAGAAGCACAUUAGGGUUCUACGCCGGCACAUCUACUCCAUGACGAAUCACGGUGCUGCGGGCAUCGGUUGCAGUGGCAGUGGGUCGGCUGGCAUCGCCCACUUGACAUCAGGUGGUUCCCAUCGACCCAGUCUGAUCAGGAUCAAUCAGCUGGACAGCAGGGGCUCCGGCAACGGGCGAUUUGGUGCUCCCCGAACGCUGAAGGCCACGAUCUAAGCCGGGAUCUGGUCUGUACACCCCCAGGCACCAGAUGGGGCUCAUCAGCUGUCCAGGCAACUUGAAGGCACUGUUCCCAGCACUUGGACUAUGCCAUCAAGUUGCCUGGACAUUAUCAGCCCUUAAGAAGACACCAAUUAUUUCACUCCAAUGAUUAUGUAAACUCGUCAGCAUUUUUAAA
Molecule: messenger RNA, 2236 nt
Organism: Drosophila teissieri
Lineage: Eukaryota; Metazoa; Arthropoda; Insecta; Diptera; Drosophilidae
Product: myosin-11
Biological process (GO): regulation of cilium assembly
Cellular component (GO): centrosome
Source: RefSeq, a predicted model, not a curated record